AUGAGAAAAUCAUCAUUAAAGAGGGAGGUGGUUCUUGGGAAACACAGUAUCUCAGUCCAAAGCGGACCCUUCGCCGUGUUUCUCAAGAUUAAAAGGCUUGCGCUAUCUCUCCUUGCAGACCCUCCGCUGCCCCCAGGACCCCUCACUCACCUGGGUCGACUAGAGAGUUCCGAGGGUCAGAGAGAAGACGAAACAGAUUGUCCAAGUCCCUUGUCCUGCUGGAACAGGUCACCCCCAGAGCCUUCUGCAGUCCUCCGUGAUGGAGUUCGAAGAUGUCUACAGAUGCACUCUGAACAGACUGUGCGAAUUUUACAUGCCAAAGUAGCCCAGAAAUCCUAUGGGAGCGAGAAGAGAUUCUUCUGUCCCCCACCCUGUGUGUAUCUUAUGGGCCCAGGCUGGAGGCUUAAGCCGCAACAAGGACAAGCCAACGAGUCGGGAGAGGCGGGAUGCACAGUCUGUGGUUACAUGGGGUUGGAUGGCGGUUCCGCGGAGACCCAAAAACUCAGCUUCGAGGAGCCGCCGGACUCUAGAGAAUUCGGCUGCGCCAAAGCUCUCUACAUCUCUGACUCGGACAAGAGAAAGCACUUCCGGUUGGUGUUAAAGCUGGUGCUGCGAGGGGGCCAGGAGCUAGGGACCUUCCACAGUCGCCUCAUCAAGGUCAUCUCCAAGCCGUCUCAGAAGAAGCAGUCACUGAAAAAUACAGACCUAUGCAUCUCCUCUGGAUCCAAGGUGUCCCUCUUUAACCGCCUUCGAUCCCAGACCGUCUCCACACGAUACCUCUCUGUGGAAGGAGGUGCAUUCAUCGCCAGUGCCAGACAAUGGGCAGCCUUCACCCUGCAUCUGGCCGAUGACUGCUGUUCCCGAGGAGAAUUCCCUCUCCGAGAAGGCUAUGUCCGCUACGGUUCUCUAGUGCAGCUGGUCUGCACGGUCACGGGCAUCACACUGCCCCCCAUGAUCAUCCGCAAAGUGGCUAAACAGUGUGCACUCCUGGAUGUGGAUGAACCUAUCUCCCAGUUACACAAAUGUGCACUCCAGUUCCCAGGGGGGGGACCAGGAGGGGGGACCUAUUUGUGCCUUGCCAUGGAAAAGAUUGUGCAAUUCCAGGCUUCACCUUGUCCCAAGGAAGCAAACCGGGCACUGCUGAAUGAUAGUUCAUGUUGGACCAUCAUUGGCACUGAGUCAGUGGAGUUCUCCUUCAGCACCAGCCUAGCCUGUACUCAGGAGCCUGUCACCCCAGUGCCCCUCAUCAGUACCUUAGAGCUGAGUGGUGGGGGAGAUGUGGCAACCCUGGAGCUUCUAGGUGAGAAUUUCCAUGCAGGACUUAAAGUUUGGUUUGGUGAUGUGGAGGCUGAGACCAUGUACAGGAGUCCCAGGUCCUUAGUCUGUGUGGUACCCGAUGUGGCAGCUUUUGGCAGUGCCUGGCGAUGGCUGCGAACACCCAUUACAGUGCCAGUAAGCCUGGUUCGUGCUGAUGGGCUGUUGUACUCCAGUGCCUUCUCCUUCACCUAUACCCCAGAGCAGAGUGGCCGGCCACCCCCCUCGGGAGCCCCUGAGCUGCCUCCCAAUGCAGAUGCCCUCUUGGAAAGUAUCCACCAUGAGUUCACUCGCACCAAUUUCCACCUCUUCAUUCAAAGCUAGGGGAGGAAUGGAGGUGGAGAGUAGGUGGUCUACCAUAAGAUUUACAGUGAGAAGAUAUGUUAAAGGUUAUUUUAGUCCAAACCCCUCAUCUGACAUGGAGAAACUGAAGCCCAGAGAAGGAAGUAAUUUGACCAAGAACUCCCAGAUAAUAUGAUAAGACUUCAUUUUAUGUGAACUCAACAUAUCUAGAGACAUAAUUAAAAUACACAAAAUAAUAAUUUUAAUUAUAUGUUAAAAAGCCUCACAAGAGUUGGUCCAAUAAUACUCAUUCUCACUCUGAGAAGCCUUAGUGUGAGUGAUUACAUUGUUUUGCUCCAAACAUUCACCCCAUCAGUCUCUAUCUAGAGGUCUCACUUGCUACAAGACAUGACUGAGAGAGCAAAGCUUCAAUUGUUUCAUUAAUGCUAUUUAGUUAUUAGUAAUGGCCCCAGAGUACAAGAGUAGUGAUGCUGGUAGCUCAGAUAAGUUUAAGAAAAGCCAUAAAUUGGAGGCAGCUGGGUUGCUCAGUGGAUUGAGAGCCAAGCCCAGAGAUAAGUGUUUCUGGGUUCAAAGAUGACCACGGACACUUCCCAGCUGUGUGACCCUGGGCAAGUCACUUAACCCCCAUUGCCUAGCCCUUACCACUCUUCUGCCUUGGAACCAAUACACAGUAUUCAUUCUAAGAUGGAAAGUAAGGUGUUUGUUUUUUUUUUAAGAAGUCAUAGGCAUGUUUGUAUUAGAAAUACUUAUUAAAUAAUGGGGUUUGUUAUUAUGUGUGAUUCUCAACUUACAAGAAGGGUCUUGAAAUAUAUUGGACUAGUUAAAUGAAGCUCUAUUAUAAAGCAAAGCCAGAAUUUGAACCUAGUUCUUUUGACUCGAUCUCCAAUGCUUUUUUCAGUUUACUAGCUUAGGGAUAUGCAGCACAUUUCAUUAGGCCAUGCCCACAGGAAAUAUUUUUAAAGGAUAAACAUUAAUUGAAUAUGCAAAACCAAGGCACAUCAUUUUUAUUCAUCAACUAAAGAAAUUAAUGCUUAAAUAAACUAUUUUUAAAUAACUAAGCUUCACUUCAAAAAUAAAAA
This is a messenger RNA of Monodelphis domestica (gray short-tailed opossum), 2696 nucleotides long. It is a transcript of the gene RBPJL, whose product is annotated as recombination signal binding protein for immunoglobulin kappa J region like. Gene Ontology annotation, molecular function: DNA-binding transcription activator activity, RNA polymerase II-specific; RNA polymerase II cis-regulatory region sequence-specific DNA binding. Gene Ontology annotation, biological process: regulation of transcription by RNA polymerase II. Lineage: Eukaryota; Metazoa; Chordata; Mammalia; Didelphimorphia; Didelphidae. Gene Ontology annotation, cellular component: nucleus. The record is from RefSeq and is a predicted model, not a curated record.